This is a messenger RNA of Leptinotarsa decemlineata (Colorado potato beetle), 1528 nucleotides long. RefSeq names its product ADP,ATP carrier protein. The record is from RefSeq and is a predicted model, not a curated record. Gene Ontology annotation, cellular component: mitochondrial inner membrane. Gene Ontology annotation, molecular function: ATP:ADP antiporter activity. NCBI's taxonomy places the organism in Eukaryota, Metazoa, Arthropoda, Insecta, Coleoptera, Chrysomelidae. Gene Ontology annotation, biological process: negative regulation of mitochondrial outer membrane permeabilization involved in apoptotic signaling pathway; mitochondrial ATP transmembrane transport; mitochondrial ADP transmembrane transport.
CUGGGAGAGCACAUGACCGACUCGCGCUCUUUCGUCACCAACGCCCAGCGUUUCAUCGGUCGGUAGUUCGUUCGUUCCUUGCCGAUCUUCGUUCACUUGCAGUUUUGUGCGCGGUCCGUUCACACCUUUAAGUCAAGUACUCUACAUACCCUACACAAAAAUGUCUCUGGCCGAUCCCGUUGCUUUUAUGAAAGAUUUCCUCGCCGGAGGAGUCUCUGCAGCCAUCUCGAAAACAUGCGUGGCCCCAAUCGAACGUGUGAAACUGCUUCUGCAGGUCCAACACAUCUCCAAGCAAAUCGCAGAAGACAAGCGGUAUAAGGGUAUGGUAGAUUGUUUCGUCCGUAUCCCCAAAGAACAAGGAGUACUAGCUUACUGGCGUGGUAACACCGCUAACGUCAUCCGUUACUUCCCCACCCAGGCCCUCAACUUCGCCUUCAAAGACAAAUACAAGCAGAUCUUCUUGAGCGGAGUCGACAAAAAAACGCAAUUCUGGCGCUACUUCUUAGGAAACUUGGCCUCCGGAGGUGCCGCUGGUGCCACAUCUCUCUGCUUUGUAUACCCCCUUGACUUCGCCAGAACUAGGUUAGCCGCCGAUGUAGGAAAAGGAGCAGGAGAGCGUGAAUUCUCCGGGUUGGGUAACUGCCUUGUGAAAAUCUUCAAAUCUGAUGGUCUUGGUGGGUUGUACCGUGGUUUUGGUGUAUCUGUUCAAGGUAUCAUUAUUUACCGUGCCGCCUUCUUUGGUUUCUAUGAUACAGCUAAAGGAAUCCUUCCCGAUCCUAAGAAUACGCCAAUCAUCAUUUCCUGGGCUAUUGCACAGACUGUCACAACUGUUGCCGGUAUUAUUUCUUAUCCAUUCGAUACCGUGCGUAGGCGUAUGAUGAUGCAGUCAGGACGUAAGAAGGCCGAAGUUGUCUACAAAAGCACAGCUCAUUGCUGGGCGACCAUCGCUAAGACUGAGGGUGCCGGAGCCUUCUUCAAGGGAGCAUUCUCCAACAUUCUUCGUGGAACUGGUGGAGCUAUAGUACUAGUUAUGUACGACGAAAUAAAGAAAGUUAUCGUUUAAUUUUGUUCCAUCUCGCCACAAAAAUCGCUCAUAGAUCAUCAACACUUCAGUCGACCUUUCUAGAAAAAUUUUCCUGCAAAAUUCCUCUCUUCGAGUUGUGUGUCACCUGAACAUUCCGGGCGGAAAAACCACUCUAGCGACCCAUUAGCUCACUAUGUUGGUUUUGCUGUCUUUCCACCCGUUAUUUGUGGGCACAACUCUGGGGAGUUUUGUAAAUAGUUGUAUAUUUAUUUAUUUCAGUUGAUUGUUUGUAAGCGAAAUGACCCCUGGCCAGAAAAAGAUACCGUGUAUUACCAGUUUUUAUAUAAGCGAUAAUUUAGAUACUUUCAUCGUAUCGUCUUAGGUUGAAUCUGUUCUGUUGUUCAGAUCGCCUUAAGUCCUGUUGAAUUAAUUGACUGAAUUCAUUCGACGCAAAUGUUCUAUGUCAUCAAAUCACUGAUGGUUAAUAAAAAUAGAAAAACAUUA